GGGUUUUCGGGAACCGGGGACGAGUCCUUAGUUUGACAGAUGACAGUUACUCUGCAUGACUGAUUCGAUGAAGUUUUUGUAAAGCUUAGAGAUUGCUCCUUUUAUCAAACGUCGUUUUCUCUUCAAUUCUAAUAAUGGUCCAGAAACUGAAAGCUGAAGGUUUUGACCAAUUCCAAACUGUUGUCAAUGAGGUUGAAAACAAGAACCCAAAUGGGGAAGUUUUUAUUCUGUUUUCAGGUUCCAAAGAUACAACAGUUUUCCUGGUAUUUGUAGGUCAGAGCUGGUGUCCUGAUUGUGUUGAAGCUGAGCCCGUAAUAGAGAAAGCUUUAGAAAGUGCCCCAGAAGAUGCAACUUUCAUAUAUGUUGGUGUUGGUGAUAGAUCCUUUUGGAAGGAUCCUAACUGUGUUUUUAGACUUGACAGCAAAAUCAAACUAACAUGUAUCCCAACAUUAAUUAAAUGGGGAACAAACAAGAGGCUACUUGACUACCAAUGCAACAACCUUGAUACUGUUCUUAUGAUGUUUGAAGAUUAACAUCCAUUCAAAUCAAACUUAGUCAACACUCGUAUUUUUGGUUUGAUUUCUGAUUCGGUUUAUGGUACUGGGUUUGGUGCAAAGAUUGUAUGUGUUGCAUUAAAGAUAUGGUAUUGAACUAGUCUUGCCAUUCCACGUCUUUUUAGUCAGCCGAUUUAGCAAAGUUAACUGGUAUACAUUGGGCUAUAAAGUGUAAUUUGAAAAUUUGUCCCAUCUUGCAAGCAAAAUGAAUUAUUUUGUUAUAUUGUCAGGAUUUGCACAACACUAUAAAGCUAAAAACAUUUAUUGACUAAUUAAUUUGUUGUAACGACAGCGUAUACUACCUUUAAAUCACAUACUGCAUCAUUAUCAUUAAAUCAUACUGAAAUUUCGUUAUGACUUCAAUACUUUUUUAACUAUCGCGCCUAUUAAUAUGGAAUACUGUGAUUUUUGGAGUGUAGGGAAAUUAUGUGCUAGAAAAAUAAAAUUUGUUAUCAGCAGGCUCUAACUAAA
Molecule: messenger RNA, 1025 nt
Organism: Daphnia magna
Lineage: Eukaryota; Metazoa; Arthropoda; Branchiopoda; Diplostraca; Daphniidae
Product: thioredoxin domain-containing protein 17
Exons: 4
Coding region: 135-533 (132 amino acids)
Cellular component (GO): cytosol
Molecular function (GO): protein-disulfide reductase [NAD(P)H] activity
Source: RefSeq, a predicted model, not a curated record